AUGGGUUCAACAACGACAGAACCAUUAUGUGUCCUGUUGACGGGCGGUGGCACGGGAAUAGGUGCAAGUGCCGUCAAGUAUCUGGUCAAGGACUACAAAGCCAAUGUAGUAGCGUUGACUCUUGGAGUCAACGACGAAAUCAAAGCGCUGGAAAAAGAGUACGCGGAAUCAUUUGUCUUGCAUAUGGGCGAUGUGACCAAGGUAGAAGAUGUAGCAGCUGCAGUCCAGACUAUGUCAGACAAAUUCGGUCGAAUUGACUCAGUCCUGGUGUGUGCUGGGCUGGAACCAGCGCCCAAACGGAUACGAAACUUGGAAGCCUCCGAGAUGCUACAGGUGUACAAUGUCAAUGUCAUCGGAGCUCUCUACGCCUUUCAGCAGUCACUCCCGCUGCUUGAGAAGUCGACCCAGGCCCGGCCUCGAAUCAUCAUGCUGUCAUCAACGGGCGACCAAGGCCACCGAAGUGGCCGGGUUGCCUAUUGUGCUAGCAAGGCUGGCAUGAGUCGCCUGAUCGAUACCUUAGCGCAUGAGGAGCGAGGGUUCGAUGUCUACGGUGUCUAUCCUGGUCUAACCGAGACUCCGCUCGCGAAGGGCCUUCUUGAGGGCAAGUACAACGAUAUCUUGUUCCCGGAGGACCAGGUGUUCUACCGCCAGUCAGUAGAGGACGGCACCGUCGACCCUCCGGAAUACUGUGGCGAGGCAUCAGCGAAGUUGGCAGUAUGGAAAGCCGACGGGUUACCCGGCAAGAUAGCCAGCUACAGCGAGCACGUUCCCGAGUGUCGUUACGGGAUAUGGUGA
Molecule: messenger RNA, 795 nt
Organism: Fonsecaea erecta
Lineage: Eukaryota; Fungi; Ascomycota; Eurotiomycetes; Chaetothyriales; Herpotrichiellaceae
Exons: 2
Coding region: 1-795 (264 amino acids)
Cellular component (GO): intracellular anatomical structure
Molecular function (GO): oxidoreductase activity, acting on NAD(P)H, oxygen as acceptor
Source: RefSeq, a predicted model, not a curated record